AUGAGUGGUACUUCUAAAGCCCCUUCUCCAUCACCUGCAAGGACAUCAUUGGUGCUCGUAGUGGUUGUGUCGUUUCCCACUCCCGACUUCAUGCGUGUCGCUGCGCCAACUCCAGUGAGGCAAUGGCCUGCUGCUGAAUGGGGUCAGGGCUACAUUGACGCGGUAAUGAUUGAAAGAACCCGAAAUGAAGUGCCUGGAAUGCCAGUGCUACUUACACUCAGCCAUCUGUACAGGUGA
Penicillium taxi is the source of this 237-nucleotide messenger RNA. RefSeq lists its product as uncharacterized. Bases 1 to 237 code for a protein of 78 amino acids. The record is from RefSeq and is a predicted model, not a curated record. The transcript has a single exon. Lineage: Eukaryota; Fungi; Ascomycota; Eurotiomycetes; Eurotiales; Aspergillaceae.